Molecule: messenger RNA, 561 nt
Organism: Caenorhabditis remanei
Lineage: Eukaryota; Metazoa; Nematoda; Chromadorea; Rhabditida; Rhabditidae
Exons: 3
Coding region: 1-561 (186 amino acids)
Cellular component (GO): extracellular region
Molecular function (GO): cytokine activity
Source: RefSeq, a predicted model, not a curated record
AUGAUUUGCUUCCGCACAGUUUUCAUUUUGAUUCUCGGUGUGGUGAUAGGCACGACGAAACGGCACAAUAUGAGAAGGCAUAUCAAAAGUGAUAGAAGUUGUGAGGAACCGCCGAAUUUGAGAGAAGAGCUUGCCACGUGGAUGCAGAUAUCAAUAGGUGGCCAGUUUGAUGAUACUGCACUCGAAGAAUGGAGUUCCAAUGGGAAGGAGCCGGAGAUUUGUGAAAAGUCACCGAGAGCUGAAGGCAGUUCAACGAUAAUGGAGAGAGCGUUGUGCCCGUGGGAGAGUAGAGUGAACUACCAAGAGAGCCGUGAGCCAAAACUAAUCGCUGAAUCCGUGUGCCUCUGCCGUAAAAGUCGAGGAUCCACUGGAGCAUUCUGUAUGCCAAUCGUCCGGAAUGUUCCAAUUCUCCGUCGAAUUUCCUGUGACAAGACAACUGGUCUAUGGAAUUAUGUACGCUCUACCGAAAUGAUUACUGUAGGAUGCCACUCUGUUCUUCCAAGAACUCAACGCGCCGCCCGUCUUGCCAAUUUGUCUUCCGCCCGUGGUGUAGCUGUCUAG